Molecule: messenger RNA, 1521 nt
Organism: Selaginella moellendorffii
Lineage: Eukaryota; Viridiplantae; Streptophyta; Lycopodiopsida; Selaginellales; Selaginellaceae
Product: probable indole-3-acetic acid-amido synthetase GH3.9
Exons: 3
Coding region: 1-1521 (506 amino acids)
Cellular component (GO): cytoplasm
Molecular function (GO): acid-amino acid ligase activity
Source: RefSeq, a predicted model, not a curated record
AUGGAGUCCGAUGUGUGUCUCGGCUUCUUGUUUGCAAAACCAGAAAACAAGAGCCCUGGCGGCCUUCCAGUAUCGACAACCUCCUCAAUGUUCUUCAAAGUCCAAGGUGAAAAUCUGGAGAAAAUGUUCACCAGUCCCAUGAAACUUCUUCUGGCACCUGAUAUCAACCAGUCUUUGUACUGCCAACUGCUUUGCGGCCUCAUUCGAUCCGAGGACGUCACUCAAGUAUUCGCAGCACUGGCCAUAACACUGGUAGAAGCGCUUCGAUUGUUGGAGGAGGCGUGGAGCGAGCUAGCUGAUGACGUCCAGACCGGAACUCUCAACUCGAAGAUCACCGACCCGACUUUGAGAAGUUCCUUGUCGCUCUGCUUACGACCAAAUCUCAAGCUAGCGCAGAGUAUUCGCAAGGAAUGCACAGCCGAUAACGCAUGGUGCGGUAUUGUAGAGCGCUUGUGGCCGAAAACCAAGGUUAUAGUGACCAUCACCACUGGAGGAAUGGCACCAUAUGCUCCUGCUGUAAGAAAAUAUGGAGGAAGUGUUCCCAUAGUUUCUGGAGACUACGUCUGCACGGAGUGUGUUCUCGGCUUCAACCUGGAUCCAUUCUGUCCACCUGAGAGCGUCAGCUUCACCAUUCAUCCGGAGUAUGCAUACUACGAGUUUCUCCACUAUCCCCAAAAGCUGACCGACGGAUCCACCGUGAAGCUCGUAGACGUGAAGGUCGGCGAGGAAUACGAGCUCGUUGUCAGCACCUGGUCCGGACUUUAUCGGUACAAAGUUGGAGACAUCGUCCGUGUAACCGGGUUCCACAACUUCUCUCCCAACAUAUCGUUCGUCCAUCGUCUCAAUGCGGAGCUUGAUAUAGCAGGCGAAAGAAGCACUGAAGCCGAGCUACAGGUAGCGGUCCAGAAGUCUCAGCACUGCCUGCCUGCUUCACAAGAGCUCGUCGACUUCACUUGCCACCAAGACGGCCAGAGGUACCUGAUCUUCUGGGAGAUUAAAAACGGUGAUAGCCUGAAUCCCAUGAUCCUGGAAACCUGCUGCUGCGUUCUCGACACCUCACUGACCGAGAGAUAUAAACAGCGUCGUGAGAACGGCUUGAUUGGUCCACUUCGGUUAUGCAUCGUCCGUGGUAAGACAUUCAAGGCUCUCCAACAAUACAGCCUUGAAAAGGGAAUAAAUCCCACUCAAUAUAAGACCCCAAGAUGCAUCACCAGUCCAGAGAUGAUUGCCAUCCUACAAGCAGGAAAUGCCAUUCAUGCUUUGUUUGCACAUGAAAGAAAGAAAAUUUCCAACUUACCCUUCGAUCCAGUUUCCAGCCUUUCGACCGCUAGAAUUCAGCCUUCCAAUCCCUUCGAAAGCGUGGAAUACACCGUUGAAGUGCUGGAUUUUCCCUGGGCGGGAUCGCAAGACGAUGGGACGUACGCGACCUGCAUUCCAUCCUUGGAGCUCGGAAAUGGCGAUCCAUGGCGGCGAGCGGCAGAUAAUCCACCGGCGCCUCGCGGAUCGGCAUUGCUCUCUUGA